AUGUCAGCAAAGGUCAAGGCAGACGACAUCUUCAACCUCGAGGAAGCUGAUUCAGAGGGCUCCGGUUACGAUUCCGAGGAGCAGCAGACCACCAAGAAGGCUUCUUCUAAGAAGGUCACUAAGACCACCGCCAGCAGAAAGAAGACCACCGCCGUCUUUGGUCUGGAUCAGGCUGGAGAAAGCGAUGACGAGGAUGACUACAGUUCACAGGACGAGAACGCCGACGAGGAGGAGGAGAAUGACAAGGAGGAUACCACUAUUACAGCAUCCAUGGACUCGAGGUUCAAGCUCACCGAUGACAACAACGAGGACGGCGAGGAGGAGGACGGUUCAAAGCGGGUACGUGGCGCCAAGAAGACGAAAAAGGUCAAGCCUUUGACCCUCGAGGAGUUGGAAAAGUUCCAGGCUGUUCGUGACAAGACCGGUAUCGUCUACCUCUCCAAGAUCCCUCCCUUCAUGAAGCCUGUCAAGCUGCGUCACUUGCUGGGCGCCUUUGGAGAGCUCGGUCGUGUCUACCUUGCCCCUGAAGACGCAAAGGUGGCAGCGCGUCGCAAAAAGUAUGGAGGCAACAAGAAGCAGAACUUUACAGAGGGAUGGGUUGAAUUCAAGGACAAGUCGAUUGCAAAGCAGGUGGCCAAGUCUUUGAACGCGACCAUUAUUGGCGGCAGCAAGAAGAGUUUCUACCACGACGAUAUGUGGAACAUCAAAUACCUCCCCAAGUUCAAAUGGGACCACCUCACCGAGAGAAUCGCGUACGAGAAUGCAUCGAGGGCACAGAGACUGCAGGCAGAGAUCAACCAGGCGAAGCGCGAGAACAAGUCGAUUUUGACCAACAUUGAGAAGGCCAAGAUGAUCAAGAACAUGGAGGAGAAGAAGGCAGCCAAGCGACAGGCGAGCGAGAUGGACUCUACACCCACCGCAUCAUCAACAGCAUCUUCAAAGAGCCAGGUGACGACAGCAGAACCCAAGAUCCGUCGUUCAUUUAAGCAGCGUCGUCUGGGAGAGAGCAGCGAAUCUACAUCAGCAGCAGCACCAGCCAAGCCAGUGUCGGGCAAGAUCAAGAGCGUCCUUGGCAAUGUCUUUGGAAGGUAG
Molecule: messenger RNA, 1092 nt
Organism: Linnemannia hyalina
Lineage: Eukaryota; Fungi; Mortierellomycota; Mortierellomycetes; Mortierellales; Mortierellaceae
Source: the annotation of a GenBank genome assembly